Molecule: messenger RNA, 1882 nt
Organism: Cavia porcellus (domestic guinea pig)
Lineage: Eukaryota; Metazoa; Chordata; Mammalia; Rodentia; Caviidae
Gene: Ddx28
Product: DEAD-box helicase 28
Exons: 1
Coding region: 24-1637 (537 amino acids)
Molecular function (GO): mRNA binding; RNA helicase activity; ATP binding
Source: RefSeq, a predicted model, not a curated record
CGCGACUCUCCAGCAUUAGUAACAUGGCUCUUGUGUUGAAGUUUCGGCUUUUCGCCUCCCGGUUACUUCUGGUGCCUAGACGGAAGCUGGCAUUGGGCAAUCCCGACGAACCCCUGCCAGUAGUGCGCAUUCCGCGAGCCCUACAGCGGCGGCAUGAACAGCUACAGAGCAGGUGUCGGAGGCCCCCGCGACCAGUGCUUGUGAGACCUGGACCACUGCUAAUCUCGGCGCGGAGGCCAGAGUUGAACCAACCCGCACGCCUCACGCUGGGCCGUUGGGAAUGUGCGCCGCUCGCCUCACGUGGCUGGAGGCACCGAUGCUCGCGUCGGGAUCAUUUCUCCAUCGAACCUGCGCAACACGAGCCGCCAGCUUUGCGGAACUUCUCGUCUGGGUGCAGCUUUGAAGACCUAGGUCUGGAUCCCCGUCUGCUGCAUGCACUACACGAGGCUAUACCCGAAAUAGUUUGGCCCACAACUGUACAGUCAAGCACAAUCCCCCCACUGCUUCGCGGCCGCCAUGUCCUUUGCGCGGCGGAAACAGGCAGUGGCAAGACUCUCGGCUAUCUAUUACCACUGCUCCAACGGCUCAUGCGCCAUCCAUUCCUGGACUCACACAGUAUCCCCACACCCCGAGGACUGGUCCUUGUACCUUCGCGAGAAUUAGCCGAGCAGGUACAGGCUGUGGCCCAGCCGUUGGGUAACAAUUUGGGCCUGCAGGUGCGGGAGCUAGGGGGAGGCCAUGGUAUGCGGAAGAUCAGGAUGCAGCUGUUGAAACAGCCGUCAGCAGAUGUGUUAAUCGCCACUCCAGGAGCUCUGUGGAAGGCCUUGAAAGGUCAACUGGUCAGGCUGGAACAGCUCUCCUUCAUGGUGUUGGAUGAGGCAGACACACUGUUGGAUGAAAGCUUUCUAGAACUAGUGGACUACAUCUUGGGAAAGAGCCAUAUAGCUGAAGGCCCAGCUGACUUAGAUGACUUUUUCAGUCCCAAAGCUCAGUUAGUGCUGGUGGGAGCCACCUUUCCUGAAGGUGUAGGACCGUUGCUGCAUAAAGUCACCAACCCAGACUCUGUAACCACCAUCACCAGCACUAAGCUUCACUGUAUCAUGCCUCAUGUCAGACAGACAUUUAUGAGGCUGAAAGGCGCAGACAAAGUGACAGAGUUGGUACAUAUCCUCAAGCAGCAUAACAAAGACAAGUCUGGACCCUCUGGAACUAUCCUAGUGUUUUGUAACAGCUCCAGCACUGUCAAUUGGCUGGGAUAUAUUUUAGAUGACCAUAAAAUUCAACACUUAAGGCUACAGGGGGAAAUGCCAGCUUCAAUGAGGGCAGGUAUCUUUCAGCGUUUUCAGAAGGGCUCCCAAGACAUACUUCUCUGCACAGACAUAGCUUCUCGGGGCCUGGACAGCACCCAUGUGGAGCUGGUUGUCAAUUAUGAUUUUCCCCUCACACUGCAGGAUUAUAUCCACAGAGCAGGGAGGGUGGGCCGUGUGGGAAGUGAUGUGCCAGGCACCGUCAUGAGCUUUGUGACCCAUCCCUGGGACGUGAGCCUAGUUCAGAAGAUUGAGCUUGCUGCUCGUCGAAGGAGAAGCCUACCAGGACUGGUAUCCUCAGUGAGAGAGCCUUUGCCUCAGCAAGCCUGAUUUGGGCUGGGUUAAAUGUGAUGCUGGAGCAGGCCUCCCUGUUCUGGUUGGGUAAACACAUUUGUUAGAACAAAGUGUUGGGUUUGUUGUUUGCCUGUCUGAGGACGUGGUAAGCUUCUUGUAGCUUUGAAAGAUAAACUGUUCCAUGAGGUUGUCUUUCAUAUGACACAAGAAAACUAAAGUGGAUUCUGGAUUUUUAAUUUUGUAUCAUGUGAUUUCUAAAAAUAAAUGAUCUUUGUAUGGGU